This is a messenger RNA of Nicotiana tabacum (common tobacco), 1626 nucleotides long. NCBI's taxonomy places the organism in Eukaryota, Viridiplantae, Streptophyta, Magnoliopsida, Solanales, Solanaceae. The record is from RefSeq and is a predicted model, not a curated record.
UCUCAAUAAGUUAUAUCUCUAUGGGAAAAAGGUGGAACCGAAAUAACGUUAUUGUUGACAACAAUUUUGCAUAUAAUGUUGCAGUUGAAGUAAUGCAACAAGAUGGGGAUCUUGAGCCAAAAUCUAUCGAUGAAUGUAGACGGAGAAAUGACUGGCCAAAAUGGAAAGAUGCAAUUCAAGUGGAAUUGGCUUCACUCGAAAAACAUGAAGUUUUUGGACCAAUAGUCCAAACACUUGAAGGUGUCAAGCCAGUGGGGUACAAAUGGGUUUUUGUGCGAAAACAAAAUGAAAAAGGUGAAAUCAUAAGGCAUAAAGCACGACUUGUGGCACAAGGGUUUUCGCAAAGGCAUGACAUUGAUUAUAUGGAGACAUAUUCUCCUGUGGUAGAUGCAAUUACCUUCAGGUAUUUAAUAAAUUUGGCAGUCCAUGAAAAACUUGAUAUGAGGUUGAUGGACGUUGUCACAACCUACUUAUAUGGCUCACUAGACAAUGAGAUUUUUAUGAAAAUCCCUGAAGGAUUUAAACAUGAAGUUUUUGGACCAAUAGUCCAAACACCUGAAGGUGUCAAGCCAGUGGGGUACAAAUGGGUUUUUGUGCGAAAACAAAAUGAAAAAGGUGAAAUCAUAAGGCAUAAAGCACGACUUGUGGCACAAGGGUUUUCGCAAAGGCAUGACAUUGAUUAUAUGGAGACAUAUUCUCCUGUGGUAGAUGCAAUUACCUUCAGGUAUUUAAUAAAUUUGGCAGUCCAUGAAAAACUUGAUAUGAGGUUGAUGGACGUUGUCACAACCUACUUAUAUGGCUCACUAGACAAUGAGAUUUUUAUGAAAAUCCCUGAAGGAUUUAAACAUGAAGUUUUUGGACCAAUAGUCCAAACACCUGAAGGUGUCAAGCCAGUGGGGUACAAAUGGGUUUUUGUGCGAAAACAAAAUGAAAAAGGUGAAAUCAUAAGGCAUAAAGCACGACUUGUGGCACAAGGGUUUUCGCAAAGGCAUGACAUUGAUUAUAUGGAGACAUAUUCUCCUGUGGUAGAUGCAAUUACCUUCAGGUAUUUAAUAAAUUUGGCAGUCCAUGAAAAACUUGAUAUGAGGUUGAUGGACGUUGUCACAACCUACUUAUAUGGCUCACUAGACAAUGAGAUUUUUAUGAAAAUCCCUGAAGGAUUUAAACAUGAAGUUUUUGGACCAAUAGUCCAAACACCUGAAGGUGUCAAGCCAGUGGGGUACAAAUGGGUUUUUGUGCGAAAACAAAAUGAAAAAGGUGAAAUCAUAAGGCAUAAAGCAUGACUUGUGGCACAAGGGUUUUCGCAAAGGCAUGUCAUUGAUUAUAUGGAGACAUAUUCUCCUGUGGUAGAUGCAAUUACCUUCAGGUAUUUAAUAAAUUUGGCAGUCCAUGAAAAACUUGAUAUGAGGUUGAUGGACGUUGUCACAACCUACUUAUAUGGCUCACUAGACAAUGAGAUUUUUAUGAAAAUCCCUGAAGGAUUUAAAGUUUCUGAAGCACAUAAAAAUUCAAGAGAAACUUGUUCAAUAAAACUUCAGAAAUCCUUAUACGGAUUGAAGCAAUCAGGGAGGAUGUGGUACAAUCGCCUUAGCGAGUAUUUGCUAAACCAAGGGUACAAAAAUGACC